UAUACCGAAGUGAAUAUUCAUCAUUGCCGGCUUGUCAUCGUUCUUUCAAAGUACAUUUGAUUUUCGGAUAUCCCCGCUAUUAUAAAAGCGACUUGAAUAUAUUUGAUCACCAUGAGUCGCGAAGUGUUAUCACCUCCUGUCCAAAAGAUGAGCCUGAACCGUCGCUAUAGAGUCAACGUUGUUCACGACGACUUCGGUGGCGACAAAUGGAAUAGUCAAAACAAAGGUGCUACACCAGGAAACAAAACCUACGAAGAGCCGGAUCUUUAUGGUGAUGAUGAUGACGAGGACGAUGCGGCUGUUAAAUGUAUUGAGGAGUCGGCAAAUGGCGAUUUUACUCUUUCUAUUCAUGUAUCCAAAUCAUUUUACGGUGGACUAAUUGGCAUGAAAGGAUCUACGAAGCGCCGCAUAGAGGAAGAGACCCGAACAGAGAUCUAUGUUCCUCGUCAGAACGAGAAGUCAAACGAAGUGACCAUCAGGGCCAAGCAACGCAGUCAAGUAUGCGCUGCACUUCGGCAAAUUCGCCACCUUGUAGCGUCUUUACGAAAAAAAAUGAAACCCACACAUUUUUUGGCAUUGCCUUUGAACUAUGGAGAAGUUAAGGAGCGUUUUGUGGAUUUAAAGAAAUGCAUUUUGGAGGCCGAGUUGCCAGGCAUCGAUGAGGAGCUCUUCAUAUCGGAGUGCUGCAUCCAUCUUACCUUAGGUGUAUAUGUGCUGCUAGAUGACAGUGAACGCCAAGAAGCCCUAGAGGUCCUGAAAUCCAGUCGUCGCUUACUGGAUGGUCUAAAAACACCUUUCGAAGUGAGAGUUAAGGGCCUUGAGAUUUUAAACGACGACCCAAGCUCCACUCGCGUUCUAUAUGCCCGUAUCGAGUCUCCGGACUUGCAGAAGUUUGCGAAUACCUGUCUGGCCCACUUUCAGACUACAGGCCUGAGCGCUACAGACAAUAUUGAACGUGAAUCCAUUAAACUGCACAUGACCGUGAUGAACAAUCGGUACCGGAAUGAGGCAAAGAAGUCCGGUAACAGCUUUGACGCCCGCGAGAUUCUUAAGCGCUUUGGAGAUUUCGAUUUCGGAAUAGCCCAUUCCAGAGCUGUGCACCUGUGCGUAUUAAAAUCGCGCGGCGAGGAUGGGUUCUAUAAGAUAACCGGUAGUCUCGAGUUCUAAGAACACUUGAAACAGCGUAUUUUUUUUUCAGUUUUUAAUAAGAACAUUUUUAAAAAAAAUACCUCUUAAUUAAUAAAACCUUUGCUAACUAA
This is a messenger RNA of Drosophila yakuba, 1259 nucleotides long. RefSeq names its product activating signal cointegrator 1 complex subunit 1. Lineage: Eukaryota; Metazoa; Arthropoda; Insecta; Diptera; Drosophilidae. The transcript is spliced from 4 exons. Gene Ontology annotation, molecular function: RNA binding. Bases 112 to 1167 code for a protein of 351 amino acids. Gene Ontology annotation, cellular component: nucleus. Gene Ontology annotation, biological process: regulation of DNA-templated transcription; DNA alkylation repair. The record is from RefSeq and is a predicted model, not a curated record.